GACCACCCAGAAGAACUUCAGUUGCUUACCUGUAACUGGGGUUCUUCUGGUGGUCAUCUGUCCAUUCACACACCUACCCAACCUCCCUGCCACAGAGCAUGUCUCAUAGGCAGCGGACUCCUUAACUAAGGAGGAAAGGGAUUGUCAUGUGACCUUAUGGGUAUUGCAAGGGAGGUACUAUCAAUCAGGAGAGAGAAAGAGGAAGCUUGCAUACUCCCAAUUAGGCCUUCGCUCUCCAGCUGAAGCCCAUCUGUGUGAAUGGACACAUGAGCACCAGAAGGACCCCAGUUACAGAACUGUAAAAAACAACCUUUUAUGAACACAGAACCAAGCAGAGCAAUUGCGACUUGGCAAGCCUGCAUCCUGGGAUAUGGAAGAUGAUGUCAUGGGUGCCUGUUACCUUCCGUCCCUCAGAGUCGGGCUCCCUUGCAAUAACUGUGAAGUGCGGCGGCGUGCUGCAAAACGCAGCACCAUGGCACGAGGCUGCCUGUUCUCCCUCCCCUCUCUCCCUCCCUGUCCGAUAAAGAAGGAGGUGGAAACGAGAGAAGCAUUGAACGGGGCUGCCUGCAGACGCUCAGUGUGCGAGACACAGAAAAGGAAGCAGCAGACAUUUGACCGUUCUUCAGGUGAGGCACCCCACGGUCCCACCUGCUGUCACCAGAGGGCAAGUUUCUACGGGAAACUCGCUGGCGAGCAGCCCAGCCAAAUCUAGCCUGGAGGAAGGAGGAGAGAGUGGGACAUGCAGCUGCCAGCUAAAAUUCUUCUUCCCGUCUUGCCUUGAGUUUCGUUUCUCCACGCGAAUGGGCCCACUCACGUGGUAAGCGGGUUUUACCGGGGCGGGCCGGGCUCUGAACCAAUUUGAACCAAUAAACCUGCGAGCUCUGUCGUCGCUGUUGGUGCAUCUUCAGUUCAAGCUUUAGUCGCCACUCCUUUGGCGGGAACCGGCUGACGACGGUAUGGAGCGGAGCUCAACAGGGAGAGGGAAAGGCGCGAAGAAGGACUCCACUGUGCAGGAUGCUGGAGCUGCAGCCAAGUCCCCAUCGGCCCCCAAGGGGCGAGGGCGCAGGCAGAGCGCAACGCAAACGAGCGUCCCCCCGCCGUCUCUUGGCACACAUCCCACCAAAAGCAAGGCAUCGCCUUUGGAUGAAGGAAAGGGAGCCGGCCAGGCGAGGGAAGACGUGGCCUCGGGUAGGAAGAAAACUUCCCAGAGCAGAAAGGAGGUUGCCGCCCAAGCGGGGGAGUCUGAGCAGCCAGGGCAAAGGAUGGCCCGCAAAGAGAAGAAAACAGCGCCCCAGAAAGUGCAGGAGUGCGCCUCGGAAGGAGGAGGAGAGGAGCCUGGCCACCAGGGGAAGGCAGGAGCUGCCUGCAGGAAGAGCCCCGCUUCGCUGAAACCGAAACGUAUUCCCACAGAAGACGACUCCUACCAGGCGGGGAAAGAAGUCAUUGCCGGCACGAAGAGAAAAGUUUCCCAGAAGAAAAAGGAGGGCGUCCCUAGAGGGGAGGAAUCCGACCGGGUGGAGGAGAAAACUCAACCCGCGGCAGAGAAGACCCGGGCGCCCCAGGUGGAGCAACAGGGGUGUGUCCUGAGAGCAGGGGCAUCUGCCCAGGAGAUGGCAGACGGCGCCUUCAGAAAGCAAGCCCCUUCUCUGAAGAAGACCGUCCAAGAGAAGCCUGACCAGAAAGGGAAGCGGAGCCUGAAGAAGGUCUUGGAGACGCUCACCUUGAGUCAGAAGGCGGUGUCGGAGGCUUCGCGGCGUGUCAACAUGGUCAGGGAGAAACUGAUCGAAGCCAUCAAGAAGGAGCCGUGUUUCAGCUCUAUUGAAAAACUGGGAUCCGGCAGUUACUAUGAACAUCUAAAGAUAUCUAACCCAGAUGAAUUUGAUAUUAUGCUUAUACUUCCAAAACUAAGACUUGAGCUGGAACGCUGUGAUGCUGAUGCUUCUGCUGGUGCUUAUUAUUUUGCAAAACUGAAAAGGAAUCCCGGAAGAGGGAACUUAGACAAAUUUUUAAAUGAUAAAGGACAACUUUCAGCUUCCCAAAUGCUUUCAGCACUAAGGAACAUUAUUGUAGAAGAAGUACAGAAAAUAAAAGAAGAGAAAGUGUCGAUGGUGAAAAAGAAGGCUGGAUGUCCAGCAGUAACUCUUCUUAUUGGAGAGGCUCCUUCAGAUAUAUCAGUAGAUAUCAUCCUUGCUUUGGAAACUGAUAGAAAAUUGUGUGACAGUACAAAGGAUGGUCUGGAUGUUAAAAGCUGGCUAGGAGCUAAAGAAAGGAAAAAGUUGCUCAGUGAACCACUCUACCUAGUGCCUAAGAAUGUCAAAGAUGGAAGGUGCUUAAUAGAAGACACUUGGCGCCUCUCUUUCUCGCUUGUUGAGAAGAUUAUAAUAAAGCAUCAUGGCAACAAAAAGACAUGCUGUGAAAGUGGUGGGGGAAAAUGCUGUAGGAAGGAAUGCCUAAAGCUUCUGAAAUAUCUUCUGGAGCAGCUUAAAACAAAACAUGACAACAGAAAUCAAUUUGACAAAUUCUGUUCUUAUCAUGUCAAAACUGCCUUUUUCCAUGUAUGUUCCAAAUGGUCCUCUGAUGACAACUGGCUUUACACAGACCUUGAGGCCUGCUUCAACAGACUUUUGGAUUACUUUCUGAAUUGUCUCAGAAAUUCUGAGCUUCUGCACUUUUUUAUACCAGAGUUCAACUUAUUCUAUACACGCAGAAUUGAAGCAACAAAAUGUAAGGCACUUGCAAGAGUAAUUGAAAAGGAAAGAGAGAAUGGGUUUCCAAUAUUUUUUCUAGAAGUUUAAUUACAAAAAAUAGGAACUACUUGAAUUUUUAAAAAACCUCACACAAACCAAAUUGGAAUCUAUUCCCUUUGAACUUAUGCUCUGUAAAUAUCUAACAUGUUUACAUCUGGAUGGGGCUACACUCCACCUGAAAGACCAGGUAUGUCGGUUGGGAGUGCUCCUGGAUCCCAAACUCUUUCUGGUUUUUCAGGUUGAGGCAGUGGCCAGCAUUUUUUAUCAGCUUCGGCUGAUAUGCCAGCUGCAUCCAUUUCUGGAGGUAAGACCUUAAAACAGUGGUGCAUAUGCUGGUCAAGAAAUAUGCCACAGACUAGCACUUGGUAGGGUUGCAAUGAAGGCCUUGGAAAGGAUAUUUAGAUGCCGUGACGUGUCUAUACCUACAAAGAUUAGAAUCAUUCAGACAAUGGUUUCCCCGCUAACACACUAUGGAUGCAAAAGCUGGAAUUUGAAGAAGCAAGAUAGAAAAAGCAUUGACGCUUUUGAACUUUGGUGCUGGAGAAGAAUUUUGAGGAUACCAUGGACAGCCAGGAAAACAAACCAAUGAAUCAUGGAACAAAUCAGUCAAGAAUUUUCAUUCGAGGCACAAAUGACCAGGCUCAAACAAUCAUACUUCGGACACAUUAUGAGAAAGCCCAGCUCCCUCGAGAAGUCCAUAAUGCUGGGAAAAGUUUAAGAGAAGAAGACGACAUCCAGCAGCAAGGUGGAUGGACUCGAUUACAACAGCAAUGAAUGCACCACUGAGAGACCUUAAAUGCCAAGUUGAAGACUGAUCAUCCUGGAGAGUAGGGAUGUGCAUAAAACCGGUUCUCCCAGUUCGGUUCGGGUCCGAACCGGGUCCGGACCAGACCGGGGUGGUUCGGUUUUGGUUUUGCCGGACCACCCCCCCGGUCCGGUUCGGUUUCGAACCGGUUCGGAUUACAAAAAGUGGCUGGUUUUGAAGGGGACAUUGUGUUCUACCUGCCACCCAAAUUUCAAGUCGAUUGGACCUUCCUCUGAUUUUUUACAAUUUUUUUUUAAAAUUAAUUUUUGCCCAUAACUCACAAUGUGGAGCCCUUAGGGGCAAAAAAGCUGGGGUGGGUGGUAGCCACCCAUGGGUGUCCUCCACCCCAAAAAUCCCAAGGCAAUU
Messenger RNA from Hemicordylus capensis (graceful crag lizard), 3918 nucleotides. RefSeq names its product cyclic GMP-AMP synthase (gene CGAS). Gene Ontology annotation, cellular component: cytosol; nucleus; site of double-strand break. Lineage: Eukaryota; Metazoa; Chordata; Lepidosauria; Squamata; Cordylidae. Gene Ontology annotation, molecular function: double-stranded DNA binding; 2',3'-cyclic GMP-AMP synthase activity; chromatin binding. The record is from RefSeq and is a predicted model, not a curated record. Gene Ontology annotation, biological process: positive regulation of type I interferon production; cellular response to exogenous dsRNA; activation of innate immune response. The coding region runs from base 957 to 2795 and encodes 612 amino acids. The transcript is spliced from 7 exons.